GUGCAUGUAGAUCCAGCUGUCUUUUCAGGCUUAAUAGAGGGGGAAAUCAUUACAUUUAAUUGCACUGAAGGGAAACUGACUAUGGUGGCUGAAAGUGCAUGGCUGAAAAGCUCUGCAUCUUAUCAAUGCGGUCAAGUGGAGAUGCUUGUGAAUACCACCAGAUCAAGAGAAUUGAGAAACCACUUGCUUUCCAAAACUCCACAGCUCAGCAAGAUCUUGGCAAUGCCAACAGUUUGUCAACCAGUGCUUGUCAACCCUCCAAAAAAUGGCCUUCCAGCCUGGGAUAGGCUGGUACAUCUUCCUGACAGACAUCACAAAUGGAAUUUUGUAGAUAUAGCAGAAAAUCGCUUGUGUAGGAAAAGACAUUCCAGAAAUGAUGUGCUGAGAAAUGGACAGCAAUCUUCACAGUUUCUACAUGCUUCAGUUUGGACUAGCUCAAUAUUACAUCCAGGUCCUGCAAAAGUGAAUAUUCAAGGCAUGUCAAGUUCCCAGGAGUACAAUAUAGAAGAAAAAAAAUGUAAAGGAUACAUACCCAGUUACUUAGACAAGGACGAGCUAUGUGUAGUAUGUGGUGACAAAGCCACCGGGUAUCAUUAUCGCUGCAUCACUUGUGAAGGAUGCAAGGGAUUUUUUAGAAGAACCAUUCAGAAAAAUCUCCAUCCAACCUAUUCCUGUAAAUAUGAAGGAAAAUGUGUGAUAGACAAAGUAACAAGAAACCAGUGUCAAGAAUGUCGCUUCAAAAAAUGUAUCUAUGUUGGCAUGGCAACAGAUUUGGUGCUGGAUGACAGCAAGCGGUUAGCAAAAAGGAAGCUGAUAGAAGAGAACCGAGAGAAGAGACGUCGGGAGGAGCUACAAAAAACAAUUGGGCACAGACCCGAGCCAACAGACGAGGAAUGGGAGCUGAUAAAAAUUGUCACUGAAGCGCAUGUGGCCACCAAUGCACAAGGAAGUCACUGGAAACAAAAAAGGAAAUUUCUGCCAGAAGAUAUUGGGCAAGCGCCAAUGGUUAACGCCCCAGAAAGUGGGAAAGUGGAUUUAGAAGCCUUCAGCCAGUUUACAAAAAUUAUCACACCAGCAAUUACAAGAGUGGUGGAUUUUGCCAAAAAGUUGCCUAUGUUUUGUGAGCUGCCAUGUGAAGACCAGAUAAUCCUUUUGAAAGGCUGCUGUAUGGAGAUUAUGUCCCUCCGAGCAGCAGUGCGCUACGACCCCGAGAGUGAGACUUUAACACUAAAUGGGGAGAUGGCAGUGACAAGGGGUCAGCUGAAAAACGGGGGUCUUGGCGUAGUGUCUGAUGCCAUCUUCGACCUGGGCAUGUCGCUGUCCUCAUUUAACCUGGAUGACACGGAGGUCGCCCUGCUCCAGGCUGUGCUGCUCAUGUCAUCAGAUCGCCCAGGUCUCCUCAGUGUUGAGAGGAUAGAAAAAUGUCAAGAAGGUUUCCUCCUGGCCUUUGAACACUACAUUAAUUACAGAAAACACCACGUUGCACACUUUUGGCCAAAACUGCUGAUGAAAGUGACAGAUCUACGAAUGAUUGGCGCCUGCCACGCCAGCCGCUUCCUGCACAUGAAGGUGGAAUGCCCCACGGAACUCUUUCCCCCAUUGUUCUUGGAAGUGUUUGAGGAUUAGAAAGACUGGAGUGGUUCUCAGAAUUCCUAUAGCACUACUGGCUGUCAUUUCAUUCCAUUGCCUAGCUCUUCUUCUGUUCUUUUUGUUUUGUUUUGGUUUGUUUGUUUCUUUUUUUUUUUUGUAUAGACAUUGAUGAAAAUGUCCCUUUAAUGCGGGUACUUGUGACUAUUGCUUUUUGUCCUUCAGUCCCUUGAUGUGAAUGCUUUGACAGCGAAAACACAAACAAACCAAUCUUGAUCACCAGCACUUAAGUGGUCACCAGCUCACAUCCAUCACUGCUUGGGGAAAUGGGGAGAUAAAAUUGAAGUGGCAGAAAAUAAACAGGCCUCCAAGGCAAAGCACUUUGCCCUGCCUUUUUCCCAGUAUUACCUCAUUUUGCAAGCCACAAGUGAGAUACAGUGUCUAGUUUUCCAUGGUCAUUCUAAGAGUAACCAUUACCAUUGUGACCUAAGAAUACCAUAAUCACUGUGAUUGCAUCACAUCCUUGGGAUUAUUACAUGAGUCAUAAAUAUCUGUGUCCUCUACAAUCAAAUAUUUUUUCAAAUCACAGUGGGGAGGAGGGGUUGAUAUAUUUUUUUUCAUUUGUACAAAAUGAGGGCAAAAUCCUCUGCCCUUGCUCAGUUAAAACUCUAGAUGACUUCAGUGAGAGGUCUACUGGAAUAAAUACUGAGGGCUUGAUCCUGUGAGGUGUUGAGCUCUUCCAACAGGUGUGGGGAGCCCUCAACUCAGGUUGACUGCAGGAGAGGAGGUGAAGGGGGAUGUCACAUCAACAUCCAAGUGGCACUGGAAGGGAUGGGCACUCGGCAGGUCUUGGUAUGCACUCAGCACUCUGCAGGAAUGGGUCUUUUAUCCUGGCUGCAGGAUUUGCCCAGGGUUAUGCAAAGAUACAAAUGAUCACAGGGAGAAAAACAUGAUUAUGAUGAACUCCAAAUAGGAUAGAAACCUACCCUAUUACUAGUUAUGCUCCAGACUGUACAGCUUUAUCCCAGUAACAUGUAGAGUAUGUCUUGAGAGUAAUCUCUGAUAGAUAAAUACAAAGGAAACUUCAGCAUCUGUCUUAAACACA
This is a messenger RNA of Mauremys reevesii (Reeves's turtle), 2692 nucleotides long. It is a transcript of the gene THRB, whose product is annotated as thyroid hormone receptor beta. NCBI's taxonomy places the organism in Eukaryota, Metazoa, Chordata, Testudines, Geoemydidae. Gene Ontology annotation, biological process: positive regulation of transcription by RNA polymerase II; negative regulation of transcription by RNA polymerase II; thyroid hormone receptor signaling pathway. The transcript has 7 exons. Gene Ontology annotation, molecular function: zinc ion binding; nuclear receptor activity; RNA polymerase II cis-regulatory region sequence-specific DNA binding. The record is from RefSeq and is a predicted model, not a curated record. Bases 82 to 1626 code for a protein of 514 amino acids.